ACUGUUUGACACUAAGGUUCUAAGGUUUGACAGCCAUAUAUAACUGACAGCCGUCAAAUAUUUUUUAAUUUGUCAUUGAAUUUUGAUGAUGGCAAGCACAUCAAGAUACGAUGCAAAUAAAGUUUGCUGUAGUUCCCAUCCAGAUGCCCCAUUAAUUGAAGACUACAGGGCGGGAGACCAAAUUUGUUCAGAAUGUGGCCUAGUUGUUGGUGACAGGGUAAUAGAUGUGGGUUCGGAAUGGAGAACAUUCAGUAAUGAUAAAAAUGGAACAGAUCCUUCUCGUGUUGGUGGCCCCGAAAAUCCGCUUUUGGGUGGAUCUGACUUGACCACCAUUAUAGGACCAGGUAGAGGUGAUGCAAGUUUCGAUACUUUUGGUGUAUCUAGGUAUCAAAAUCGUAGGACAAUGAACAGUUCUGAUAGGGCAUUGAUUAAUGCUUUCAAAGAAAUAAACGCUAUGGCUGAUCGUAUCAAUUUACCUAGAACUAUUGUGGACAGAGCCAAUAAUCUCUUUAAACAAGUACAUGAUGGUAGAAACCUUAAAGGUCGUUCAAAUGAUGCGAUAGCAUCUGCUUGCCUAUAUAUUGCCUGUCGUCAGGAGGGAGUGCCUCGAACAUUCAAAGAAAUCUGUGCAGUAAGUAAGAUAAGUAAAAGAGAAAUAGGGCGGUGCUUUAAACUUAUACUGAAGGCUCUAGAAACAUCAGUAGAUCUUAUAACCACUGGAGAUUUUAUGUCAAGAUUCUGUUCUAAUUUAUGUUUACCAAAUAUGGUGCAAAGGGCUGCUACACACAUUGCUAGAAGGGCAGUGGAGAUGGAUAUUGUACCUGGAAGAUCACCAAUCUCUGUAGCUGCUGCAGCGAUUUAUAUGGCUUCACAGGCUUCUGAGGAUAAGAGAAGUCAAAAAGAAAUAGGCGACAUAGCUGGUGUGGCUGAUGUAACAAUUAGGCAAUCAUACAAACUAAUGUAUCCACAUGCAGUCAAUCUCUUCCCACAAGAUUUCAAGUUUGCUACUCCUAUCGAGCAAUUACCUCAGAUGUAAGCAUUCAGGAAAGACAACAUAUUAUCUAAGUUGAAGGUUUCAAAAAGCAUCAAACAAGUCAAACAGGCCGCAGCAUUCGUAAUUUUAUCCUAAAACUUAUUUUAUGUAUCAUUCAUGAUCAAAAUUCUUUUACAAACUUUUUUAUAAUUCAGGCUAAUUUCAAAAUUUUUAACGACUCCUGCUUGCAUUCGUAAAGAAAUAAUUGUUUUAUAGGUUAUUGAGUAAUUCUGUAAUUAAUGACUUGAUUGUAGUUUUUAUUUGACGUUAUUUUUUAUUAAGGGCAAGUAGAGCUUUAAGUUUUUAUUUGUAAACAAAUAUUUAUGGUAUUUUGUCGGUUAUAAAGACAAGAGAUAUGGUUAUCACAUUUUUUUUUCUUAGGAUAUUAAUUUAGGAAUCGGAGUUUAAGUAUUAUUCCAAAAAAGGGUUUAGAUGCCUUCAAAGCACUGGAAACUUUUAUAAAAAGUGUUAUUUAACUACGUAAAUGUACAGGUUAUAAAAAGAAAGAAGUUUGUUUGUAUUUUUUUCAUUUGGGAUUUUUAAAGAGCCUUAAUUUAAUAUACAUUAAAUGGUACAAUCUCAUCCAUAAACAUACCAUUUGAUUGAAAAAUUUACAUACCAUUUACAUCUCUCCUUAAGUGUAAUUUAGACGAAUCGGCUAUACAUUUGUAACUUAGCUUGUGAUGAUUUUGUAGUUAGUAAGGUAUCCCGUAUUUUUAUAAUGUUAUUGAUGUACAACAAUAAAAUCUUUUUUCGUA
Diabrotica virgifera virgifera (western corn rootworm) is the source of this 1791-nucleotide messenger RNA. RefSeq names its product transcription initiation factor IIB (gene TfIIB). The record is from RefSeq and is a predicted model, not a curated record. The coding region runs from base 86 to 1036 and encodes 316 amino acids. Gene Ontology annotation, molecular function: TBP-class protein binding; RNA polymerase II general transcription initiation factor activity. The transcript is spliced from 6 exons. NCBI's taxonomy places the organism in Eukaryota, Metazoa, Arthropoda, Insecta, Coleoptera, Chrysomelidae. Gene Ontology annotation, cellular component: nucleus; transcription preinitiation complex. Gene Ontology annotation, biological process: transcription initiation at RNA polymerase II promoter; transcription preinitiation complex assembly.